Molecule: messenger RNA, 1502 nt
Organism: Lepisosteus oculatus (spotted gar)
Lineage: Eukaryota; Metazoa; Chordata; Actinopteri; Semionotiformes; Lepisosteidae
Source: RefSeq, a predicted model, not a curated record
GUUUUCAGCUUAUUUAUUCUUUAAGGGUCAGAUAGCUCUGUAGAAGAUGUAUUAUUACAUUUCACUUGAUGGAUCUCACAUACGUGCAGACCUGAACUAAAAUCACUCCUGGUUUAUGCUGCUUGCCAGUUAACUUGCAGUGUGUUGAGAAGGCCGUACUCCAGCAGCUUGAAGCCUGUGUGUCCAGCAGUAGUGUUGCAGUGUGAGACAGGAAAUAGGGAGGAUCACUUCGACACUGAUAACUUGUUUGUGCUGCCUCGGCCGUGCACAGUCACCUGUGUCUUUGCCUGACACUACUGCAGCAUGGAGACUCUGAUGCAUGGUUUGCAGGGAGCCGUUCAUUAGCCUUCCAGUGGCAAAACCCUUUGGAUAUUGUCACAUAAAAAAGGGGGCAUCUGAGAGAGGAGAAAACAGGAGUUUUUUUUUUUCAGUCUCCUGCAUGUGAAAAGCUUCCGGCAUAUGUUGGUGGCCACAUCGCUGGAGAGACGAACAGGAAAACAAGUGACUAUUUUCCACCGCAAGGAAGUUUCUACUUCACCAGACGCUGCAGAUUCAGCAUGACUGAGUUCUGGGUUUGUUUCAGCUGCUGCAUUGCAGAACAGCCACAGCCUAAGAGGCGAAGGCGAAUAGACCGCUCCAUGAUUGGAGAACCGAUGAACUUUGUUCACACCACGCAUGUGGGAUCAGGGGAUAUGAAUUUAGGUCACUCGUCAGUGGACUCUAUUCAGGAACAGAUGAAGUCUAAAGGCGGCUAUGGAAAUGGAGUAUCAGACAGCGUUCAGUAGUAACGUUUUAAUCGCAUGAUUCUGAAGGGACACACCAACGAGAUGGGAUCAACACUGCGCUUCAGGUACGACAGCGAAGAGGCAUCUGUCUCCUAUACUCAUUUCCUUGCUGAUCCUGGAAAAAAAAGAAAAUGCAAAAGAAUUAAAUGAACAGACUGAUAAACCUCCUGUAAAUAUUGGUUAAUUAAGUUGUAAAUAAUCUCACUAAAAAUGACAUGGAGAAUAUGUGGAACACUGCUCAUAGUAUGAGGAAACAAGUAGGUGAAGAAUGAGCCGGAUGUCUGAUGAGUGUAUUGUAAUCUGUUGUUUCUCUUGCAUAGAAAGCAUUUUAAAAUUCAGGACUGUCUAUUUAUUUGCUGAGUUUUUAUUCUGCAUUUGACACAAUGUGGCUGGCCACUCCCAUGACUUGAGACAAAGCUACACUUUUUAAAAUCGUAAGAUCAGUUGUCUAUUUCAAGUGACACUUCAUCAUAAAAUAACACAGACCUGGUAUUUGAAUAAUUUUUUUGCAAAGCAUCACAUAUCUGAGGACCAGAUUGCCAGUCUGAACUAUACUUGAGUUUGUUAAAAACCUGAAAUUUGCAGAAUGCACUGUUAUAUUGCAAUACUGCACAAAUGUUCAACCACUGUAUUUUUUAUUGCAUUUCUGUAUUCUGUUUAAAUUGAAUAUGCAUUGUUGUCAUGGUUUACUUUAAUAAAAUCGAAUGACAUUUGGAA